AUACUGUUACUUCAUUUUUUUCAAUGGCUGAGUUUACAUGAACCCAAUUUUACCUGUUUUAUUUUCCUGGCGGAGUUCACACUAAAAAAAGGUUCUUGUGGCGGAGCUUACAUGCACCCGUCUGUACGUCAUCCUUGAAACACCGCUCAACAGAUUACCAAGACGUGUACAUCCAUAAAAUUACGACACUUACUGCAGAAAAAUGUAAUAUUAUACACGUUUCGAUUGGGCAAUCGGGGACGUCUUGCGUCUCUCGAGUGAGAAAUGUUCCAAAAAGGAAGACUUCUCUUCCGAAUAUAUUAUACUUUAUGUAUACCAGAUCGAUAAUUGUGUGUGUGUGUGUGUGUGUGUGUGUGUGUGUGUGCGCGCGCGCGGUGUUAAACAUAUCGCUCAACGGCGGUGUGCACUUCAAAAUCAAUAUUAACGAGAGAAUCAUUUGACUGACAGACUGUAAUAAUAUAUUAAUAUUCCAUUUUAUAACCGUACUCGUACCACAGUGUACGUAUAUUAUUAUAAUAAUACGUUUAGCGCUGACCACACCCGUUCGUUUACAGUGUGCGUCGUUAGCAAGACGUCUAGUCUCCGUUUCGAAUAGAAAACGAAUUUUUAAUAGGUAACGGUGUACGAUUAUUAAUGUACAAUAUUAUUAUUACGUCGCGCAUUGUUCGGAAAUUAAAAAAUGUCAUUAAAUAUCGAACUGCAUAAUUUCAUACGUGUACAAACGUUUUCACGUAAUUAAAAAUAUUGACGAUGAAUAAUAGUGUAGCAGACAGAAGUUGUACUGCAGUAGUGUAUGUAUAUCAGUGCACCACUACACCAGUUGAAGUCACGUGCGGUAAAACGUUUUGCGUUUUAAAUAAAUCAAGAAUUUCAUUUUUAUUCUAUUUACGUAGGUAUUAAUUAUUAUAAAUCUGUUUACGAUUCGUACGUCUCGAUUACCUCUGCGAAAAAAUAUAUAAUUCUCGACGAUAGUCAUUAUUAUAAAUUAUUCUUACGAAAUGUUGUCGAUUGAAAAACAAACGAUAGCCAAAUGAAUGACGACGGGGCUUAUGGCCUGUGGUAAUUCAAUACACGAUAAUGUCAACGAUUACGUUAGUUUUAAUUCUCUCGUUGAAAACUACCAACUAAACACACUCGGUGUGUGAGUUUUUCCCAGAGUACAUAUUGUAAUAGAUAGAGUGGUAGGGUUUGGUCCGUCGCGAUUCGCCGCCCGUGGAUAUUAUAUUAUUAUUAAAUUAAUUUUUUAAUAAUAAUAUUAUACUUUUAUUGCGUAACGAUUAUUUUUUAUCAUAAUUUUGCAUUAAUGUGAGUGUGAGUGAGAGACCGACCAGACCGAUGACCUACAACCGUUCCGAGAGGAAUCGAAACAGGACAACUACACUGCGGACGAUAAAAAUCGCUGUGUCGUCUACAUCACGGUGUGUGUGGUGCGAGUUUUAUUUUACGACGUUAAUAAUAAAACGCCGAAUCGACGAUAUACCGAAACCUCGACCAGGAGGUUGUCGUGUCGUGGUCGUAUUCGAGAACCAGAGGUGUAUAUCAUGCAAUUGUUGAACAUCAGUAACAUAUUAUGUUAUACCAAUAUCAGCGGCUACGGCAGUCGUCUAUGAAUGGCAAUGGGAUAUUUUGCCGCCGUCUGGACUUCAGCACAUUCAACCGGCUGCCACGGCACAUGCUCAACUCCUAUCACGUAAAGAUCGAAGACGAAGGGAAUCACGGAAACGACGAGACCAGAUCGUUCAUUUUGUCGUCGUUGGCCGCUCAAAACCAAUCGCGAGUCAACUGCGUCCUGUGCUCGGACGUCAUGUUGGUGUUCGACCGAUAUCCGCUGGUGGACGGUACAUUCUUCCUCAGCCCCAAGCAAUAUAACAAAAACGCCGUCGAGGUGAAAAACGAAGGACGAGCUCUGUUCCUGAACGCCGUCUGCAUGAAAUGUCUGGACGGAAAAGACGCUGACCGGAAGCUGUGUUGCCGAUUCUGCGCCACCCAGUGGGACGGUUCGUCACUCAUUAUGGGCACCAUGUACGCGUAUGACGUGUUCGCCGCUAUGCCGUGUUGCAACGAACGACUCAAGUGCAAUGGCUGUCAGAAAGCAUUGAUGUUGUCGCACCAACGACUGAACUUCUACAGCGAUUAUAGCCGCAAAGUCACCUGCCCGCACUGCACUUCCGUCGACUAUCACUUUGUCAAGCCGCUCGCGGUGUACUACACCCGGCAGUGGCCAUAACAUACGGCCACGGUCCCGGCCACAAUGGUCGGGGCCGGUGGCCGCCUACCGGCAGCCACCACCGUCGCCGCACCAGCGGUGAUUUGCUCCUCGUCGGCAGUCGCCGUCACCCCGCCGGCCGUGCUCCAACAGCAACAAAAUCAUCAGCACCUGCAACAGAUGCAACAACAACAGCAACAGCACGCGCCGCCCGAUUACACUUCGGUGGCCAUCGAAAAGCUGCUCCAUUCCAUAUGGGACACCAAAGUCAACGACAUCAUGGCGGCCAUCAACCACUUGGGUUUGGUCUGAACUAUAUUUAAAUGCAGUCGAGUGUAUAAAAAAACCGAAACGGCUUUUUCAUCUUUUCAAAAAACAAAAAAAA
Messenger RNA from Acyrthosiphon pisum (pea aphid), 2591 nucleotides. It is a transcript of the gene heca, whose product is annotated as hdc homolog, cell cycle regulator. Bases 1571 to 2227 code for a protein of 218 amino acids. The transcript has 5 exons. The record is from RefSeq and is a predicted model, not a curated record. NCBI's taxonomy places the organism in Eukaryota, Metazoa, Arthropoda, Insecta, Hemiptera, Aphididae.